Messenger RNA from Aspergillus neoniger CBS 115656, 1020 nucleotides. RefSeq lists its product as uncharacterized. NCBI's taxonomy places the organism in Eukaryota, Fungi, Ascomycota, Eurotiomycetes, Eurotiales, Aspergillaceae. The record is from RefSeq and is a predicted model, not a curated record. The transcript is spliced from 3 exons. The coding region runs from base 124 to 996 and encodes 290 amino acids.
CCAUGCCUUGACAUUCACUGAACAUCUGGAGACUCGAUAUGAUCUAACCUAAUCAUCUCGCACUUCCUCAUCUCUGAUUAUUUGCAAUUGGCAUCCGUUGCAAAAUACUGAAAGCACAACACAAUGGUCAAUUGGAAACAACCCGAGUCAGCCGACCGUCUCUGUGCGGCGCUCGUCGUAGCCCAUCCGAGUCUAAAGCUCGACUACAAUGCCAUAGCUACCUACUUCGGACAGGGAGCAACGUACGACGCAAUUCAAAACCGCUUCCGGAAAGUUCAUUCAUUCGCCGAUCAACUCCGACAGGAAGCCAUAGAACGGGGGAUCACUGAUCUUCCCGUUGCGAAGGCCCGAAAAUCCACUACCGGGAGUAUUGCCUCUCCUGCUCCACGAACACCACGUAUGGGCCGCAACGGGGUCCAGAAGCCUAUCUCCUCUUCCUCAUCUCGAAGGAGACCCGCUCCCAGAACACCCGCCAUUUUGAUAACACCAACCCGAAGCGGAGCUAGUUCAAGCAAAGCCGGACAGUCUAUUAUGGAUGCAAUCUCUCUAGAAGAUGACAUGCUCGAUGAUGAAAAGACCGAUAUGAAGCCUCCACUCAAAGCGGAGUCCAGGUCUGCGCAAAUCUCAACAAUGGCAGGUCCUGCUUCCGACGAAAGCGAUGUCGAGAUCAUUGAAAUGCCUCCUUCGCCUCCGGCACUUACAACGGGGAAAACUGAAGACUUCUAUGUCUCCACAUCAAGCUUCCCUUCUUAUCCUAGCUUCAGCGUGGGCAAUGGAAUUAGCUCAACUGUCAAACGCGAACGUGAGCAAAGUCGCUUGCCGGGAUCCGAGGAUACGCCCGUGAACGGUACGAAUACUACUCCAUCAACAUCAAGCGUCUUCAGCAACAGAAAGAGUAACAAUGAUACUCCUCUCGGCAUAUCCAGUAUAGGCGGGUUCGCCCAUAGUAGUAGCUCAGCCUAUGAGAUGGACGAUCCAUGGAGUGAAGUUGCAUGAGAAUCGAGAUCAAAACAAUGCUGC